Messenger RNA from Microplitis demolitor, 1389 nucleotides. Its product is annotated as ovalbumin-related protein X. Lineage: Eukaryota; Metazoa; Arthropoda; Insecta; Hymenoptera; Braconidae. Gene Ontology annotation, molecular function: serine-type endopeptidase inhibitor activity. The record is from RefSeq and is a predicted model, not a curated record. The transcript is spliced from 7 exons. Bases 16 to 1260 code for a protein of 414 amino acids.
UCUGUGUCAAUAAUAAUGAGAUAUCAAAUAACAUGGCUCAUUGGAGCUAUUUUAGUAGGUCUGAGUUUAUUAAAUUUAACAGCAGCCCUAGAUCCAGAAAAUGCAGAACCUUUAACACUAGUUUCAAAUGGAAUGAGUCAAUUUUCUACAGAGUUUUACAAAAUUUCGUCAGAAAAUGAAGCAAAUAACCUUAUCUGCUCGCCAUCAAGCGCUGGUAUCGUUUUAUCAAUGGCAGCUUAUGGUGCCCGAGGAAAUACAGAAAAACAAAUGAAAUCAGGUUUACAUUUGCCCGAAAAUGACGCUGUCGGUAAAGAAGGUUAUCAGUCACUUAUCGACACCCUUAAUGGUUUGAAAAGUGCUAGGCUUCGAUUAGCUCAAAAAAUUUACGUAGCAGACAAUUUUGAAAUAAAUCCUGAAUUUAAAGAUAUGACUGACAAUAAUUUCCGAUCACCCAUGGAAGCUUUAGAUUUUAACAAAGCAGAUGAAGCUAGUCAGACAAUAAAUGGUUGGUGUGCCCAAAAAACUAAUAACCGUAUCAGAGAAAUAGUCACUGCAGAUGAUGUGAGUGGAGCAUCAAUUGUUCUUGUCAAUGCAAUUUAUUUCAAAGGUGUUUGGAAUGCUCAGUUUGAUGAAGACGAGACAGAAUCUGAACCAUUUCAUAUUGAUGAAAAAACGACCAAAAAUGUUGAUAUGAUGUUCAAAAGACAUACAUAUAAUUAUGGAACCCUUCCGGAUCUUGAUGCUGUUUUUGUAGAACUUCCAUACAAGAAACUAAGUGAAAGCGACUCAAUAAGUAUGUUCAUAAUUUUGCCAAAUACAAUAACGGGACUGAAAAAAGCGGAAGAAUCUCUCAACAAAGUAAACUUCAAAGAAGUUCAUACUAAUCAUCAUAUGACUCCAAUAAAUUUGUCGGUACCUAAAUUUAAAAUUGAAAGUACACUCCAACUUCAACCGACACUUGAGAAAUUGGGAAUGACUGACAUGUUCCAAGAUACUGCUGACUUUACUGGAAUCACAGAAGCUCCGCCACUAAAAGUCACUAAAGUCAUUCAGAAAGCUUUCAUCUCAAUUGACGAAAAAGGAAGCGAAGCAGCUGCAGCAACUGCGGUGAUGGGAAUGGCAAGAUCUGGAGCUACUCUCAAUCCAGCACCUGUAACAGUGACGGUUGACAGGCCAUUUUUUUAUGCAAUUGUACAUCCUGCAACAAAUACUGUUUUAUUCCAAGGGCACAUUACUGACCCAAAAUAUGAUGAAGUUUAAAUUCGCUCAGUAAAAUUAUGGAUGAAAUACGAGAAAAUAUAUAUAUGUAUGUUUUUUCUUUUAAAGUCAAAAUCAUUGACAUCCUUUCAAAAGAUGAAAAGUUUCAAAUAAAAUAUUCCUAUGAUUUAA